AUGGCCGAGAACGAGAAACCUUCGGUGUUAAUCAUCGGAGGGUUGGGCUAUAUUGGCCGCUUCCUCGCCCUCCACAUCCACCAGAACAAUCUCGCCUCUGAGGUGCGACUCGUCGAUAAAGUGCUGCCACAACUCGCUUGGCUGGCCCCCGAGUUCACCGAGGCCUGUUCUCAGGACAAAUUUAUGCAGGCCGAUGCCAGCAGACCUGAAGCUUUAGCAAGAAUAUUCGAUCGCGCCGACGGAAAGGAGUGGGACUAUGUUUUCAACUGUGGCGGUGAGACGAGAUACUCGCAGGAAGAUGAAGUCUACAAGCUGCGAUCCUUGAACCUGUCCAUUGCCGUGGGCAAUGAGGCCGCGAAACGAAAGGUCAAGGCCUUUGUCGAACUCAGCACGGGCAUGGUGUACAAGUCGGAUUCCUCACCGAGCAAGGAAGGGGACAAGUUGAAGCCAUGGAGCAGGAUCGCAGUCUUCAAGCUGCAGGCUGAGGAAGAACUGGCCAAGAUUGAAGGGCUGAACCUCGUCAUUGUGCGACUGCCGCACGUCUACGGCCCGUACGCUUCUCAGUGGGUUGCGACAGCUUUGACCAUGGCGCGCACCUAUCAGCACCUAGAGGCAGAGAUGAAGUGGCUAUGGACCAAGGAUCUUCGAACUAACACGGCGCAUAUCGACGACGUUACACGCGCUCUGUGGGGUACUGCCGCCUGGUACGACGCUGGCAAGGCUGGAUGGGACGAGGGCAGCAUGGGCAAGAACCCCAUCUUCAACGUGGUGGACAAGGGCAUGACCAGCCAAGGUACUGUCGCCGUCAUAAUCGGCGAACUUUUCAAAAUCGAGACGGGAUUCCAAGGCCAGCUCAUCAGCACCUUUGCCCGCUUGAAUCUGGAUAGCGUUGUGGACGAUGUCAACGACGAGCUGCUGGGCCCGUGGGCGGACCUUCUUGCCGAAGCCGGUAUCACGCGACCCGGUCCCUUGACGCCGUUUAUGGAGAAGGAACUUCUCAAGGACACAGAUCUCAGCAUGGACGGAAGCCGGCUAGAGAAGCUGCUGGGGUUUGAGUACACGAAACCCGCCCUGACCAAGGAGAUGGUGGAGGAGGUGAUUGAGAGUUACAAGAAGAUGAACUGGUGGCCUUGA
Ilyonectria robusta is the source of this 1134-nucleotide messenger RNA. RefSeq lists its product as uncharacterized. The record is from RefSeq and is a predicted model, not a curated record. Lineage: Eukaryota; Fungi; Ascomycota; Sordariomycetes; Hypocreales; Nectriaceae. The coding region runs from base 1 to 1134 and encodes 377 amino acids. The transcript is spliced from 3 exons.